This is a messenger RNA of Ictidomys tridecemlineatus (thirteen-lined ground squirrel), 2746 nucleotides long. NCBI's taxonomy places the organism in Eukaryota, Metazoa, Chordata, Mammalia, Rodentia, Sciuridae. The record is from RefSeq and is a predicted model, not a curated record.
CAUUCAUAGCAGAUCACACUUCCUCAACCCUGGCUACAUUAGCUCCACAAUGAACUGUGGCCUCUGCCUGGCAUUCACUUCCCCACAUUUUUAUGUGAUCUGACCUCUUGCUUCAAAGGUCUUGCUUGAACGUCCCCUUAUCAAGGACAGCGUUCUUGGUUCUUAGGUGAAGCAACCUUCCCCAAGCCACUUCAUUCUAUUAACUUCUUCUCAGUACAUCUCUUGGGCCCACCAUGUUGCACAGGCUGGGCUGGCUGCUGUUCUACAGUCUCGUGGUACUGCUGCUCAGCUGUCUGCUCUUUCUGAAGAAGGAGGCCCCCUCGGAAGGGGACCUCAAGACCCACCAACCCUUCUGGGAACCCUCUGGGGCUCACCACAGCCAGUGCCUACCCAAUCGCACAGUGGCUAACACUUCCCUAUCCCUGCCUAGUCGUCACCGCCUCUUCUUGACUUACCGCCACUGCCGAAAUUUCUCCAUCCUGCUGGAGCCUUCAGGCUGUGCCAAGGACACCUUCCUGCUCUUGGCCAUCAAAUCACAACCUGGUCACGUGGAGCAACGUGCAGCUAUCCGCAGCACUUGGGGCCGAGCAGGGAGCUGGGUUAGGGACAGGCAGCUGAAGCUGGUGUUCCUACUUGGACUGGCAGUGCCCACACCCCCAGCUCAGCUGCUGGUCUAUGAGAGUGGAGAGUUUGAUGAUAUCCUACAGUGGGACUUUGCGGAGGAUUUCUUCAACCUAACUCUUAAGGAGCUGCACUUACAGCGCUGGGUGGCAAGUGCUUGUCCUCAUGCCCACUUCAUGCUUAAGGGAGAUGAUGAUGUUUUUGUCCAUGUCCCCAAUGUGCUAGAGUUCCUGGAUGGCUGGGACCCAGCCCAGGACCUCCUGGUGGGAGAUGUCAUCCACCAGGCCCUGCCCAAUAGGAACACCAGAGUCAAAUACUUCAUCCCACCCUCCAUGUAUAAGGCACGCCACUAUCCACCCUAUGCUGGGGGUGGAGGCUAUGUCAUGUCCAGAGCCACAAUGAGGCACCUCCAAGCAGCCAUGGAGGGGACUGAGCUCUUUCCUAUUGAUGAUGUCUUUGUGGGCAUGUGCCUGAAGAAGCUGGGGGUACACCCCACACACCAUGCUGGCUUUAAAACAUUUGGAAUACGGCAACCUCUGGACCCUUGCCUAUAUAGAGGGCUCCUGUUGGUACACCGCCUGAAUCCUCUGGAAAUGUGGACCAUGUGGGCACUGGUGACAGACAAGGGACUCAAGUGUGCAGCUACCCUCAAGCUUCAGUACUGAGGAGUGAGUGAAGUGACAGCCCUAGAGUUGACUCAGUUGAUUCUCUAUCAUGAAGACAAACUGAAAACCUCAAAAACGGAUCCUUGAGGGUCUAAAAGAAAUGCCGAUUUCAUUUUUGCAAACCAUUCCUAUCUUGUUAGCUCUCUUAAAAAUGCUAAAAUUUGGGGCUGGGGCUCCACUCACAGACAUAUAUAUAUCCUCAGCACCACAUAUAAACAAAGAUCAACAAUUAAAAAUUUUUUUAAAUUAAAAAAAAAAAAAAACAUGCUAAAACAGUGUAUUCAGCAUUAGCUGGAUGAGAGACAAAACUUAGCAAACACUGCCAGAAACCCAUGGGGGGAAUCCCUAGGGCCCUUUGGGGCUCUGCAAUGGGCAAUGAAGGAAAAUGACUGCAUAGGGCCCCAGAAGACACACACAAAUUAAGUGGAAAAAAAUAUAUAUAUUCUCCUUUGGCUAUAAUAGAGAAACUCAAAGAAGGAAACACAAGAAGCAUGUGUUAAGUCCUGUUGGGAGCACCAGGUGAACACUCUGCAUUCAAUCCCUUCACAGUUACACUCUUGGCUCCUUGGCCUUACCUGUCCAAGGAGCUGGUGGUAAGGCCAUAUCAGAGAAGGCAUUACAUAUGCUUAAAGAGCAAUCUUAAAAACCUGACAGUCUCCCCUUCCCCACCAAACUCAAACUCCUAUGGAGGGAAUAAAUACUAAAUCAUAUUUGAAAAUCUGAGUAAGCUUGAAACUGAGGUUAAACAGCUAUUGAACUUAAGUGACUAAAAGACCCCUCUCUGGCCCUUGCCGGUGAAAUGUUUUGGGUAUAAGGUUAAAAAUGAGAGAGCAGGUAUGCCGAGGGGGGUGCAAGGUUAAACAGGGCACAUACAGUGCCCAUGGACUAACAACCAGGUCCAGUAAAAGCUGAGACCAUAGGGGAAAGGGCCAGGCAUUCAGAGCUCACAAAGGCUUCUGGCCUGAUAGGCCAGGGUAGGGCCUGCCGCCUCUUCUCUGUGCAGAGAGAAUUGUACUGUGCUGGGUGGAUGGCAUCCACCUCUGCUUUCCCCAUGAGUGGGUAGAAAGGGCAGCCAGCUUGGGCCCUCAAUCUUCACGCAGGUAGGCCUCCUGUUCCUGGUCGGCCCUCUCGUCCCUUCCCUCUUGUGAUUUCUGGUGUAGCUCCUGUGUUUGUGCUUCAGCCAGCUUGGUUUCUGCUUUCUGGGAGAGUUGGCGCACCUCCUGCACCUGCGAUUUCACCAGUUGAAUGUGGUUCCUGGCAGUUAUAGAGGCCUGAUCUGCUCCUGCCAAAACAUGGGACAACUGCUUGAGCAGGGUAGAAGGCACAUAUGGACACAAGGAAAGCCUGGGGCCCUGAGGCUGUCAUGUGAGUCCCUCUUGGGGUCAUGUUCCCUAACUGGUCUAGCUACAAGGGUGGUCAAUUGUCCUAAUAUGCAAAUAAAAUAUUGGUUAUUUUGGAAA